Messenger RNA from Ricinus communis (castor bean), 1546 nucleotides. Its product is annotated as transcription initiation factor IIF subunit beta. The transcript is spliced from 6 exons. The record is from RefSeq and is a predicted model, not a curated record. Gene Ontology annotation, cellular component: transcription factor TFIIF complex. Gene Ontology annotation, biological process: transcription initiation at RNA polymerase II promoter; transcription by RNA polymerase II. Bases 168 to 941 code for a protein of 257 amino acids. Lineage: Eukaryota; Viridiplantae; Streptophyta; Magnoliopsida; Malpighiales; Euphorbiaceae.
ACAUGUUUACAAACUAAACCGACAAAUUAGGAAGGGCAAAUACCAGAGACGAAAGAGGAGAGACUUAGAAGUAGGAAGUAAAAGCAAAGAAAUCAAAACUGGAUACCACAAAGGCGAAGGAUAAAGAAGUAUUAUCUCGAAACAAACGGAAAAAAGAAAGUCCUGAAAUGGACGAAGACCAUGGCAGUAGUAGCGGUAUUUUGGAAACUGCAAAGGCAGAUAGAUCGGUAUGGUUGAUGAAGUGUCCUCUAGUAGUUGCCAGGUCAUGGAAAAGUCAUGCUUCUUCUUCUGAUUCUCAUCCUGUAGCUAAGGUCGUCCUCUCCCUCGAUCCUCUCCGUUCUGACGAUUCUCUUCAGUUCACUAUGGAGAUGGCUGGGACUGAGAAUGGGAAUGUGCCAAAGAGCUAUUCUCUGAAUAUGUUUAAAGACUUCGUUCCUAUGUCUGUUUUUUCUGAGACAACCCAAGGAAGAGUUGCUAUAGAAGGUAAAGUCGAACAUAAAUUUGACAUGAAGCCCCAUGAGGAGAACAUGGAGGAGUAUGGCAGAUUAUGCCGUGAAAGAACAAACAAGUCCAUGAUUAAGAAUAGGCAAAUACAGGUAAUUGACAAUGACCGGGGAGUGCACAUGAGACCCAUGCCAGGGAUGGUUGGCCUGAUUUCAUCUAGUUCCAAGGAUAAGAAGAAAACAGCACCAGUUAAACAGUCAGACAUGAAGAGAACUAGGAGGGAUCGUGGGGAACUGGAGGAUAUCAUGUUCAAGCUAUUCGAAAGACAGCCAAAUUGGGCCUUGAAACAACUUGUGCAAGAAACUGAUCAACCUGCGCAAUUCUUGAAGGAGAUACUGAAUGAGCUUUGUGUGUACAAUAAGCGUGGAACAAAUCAGGGAACUUAUGAGCUUAAGCCAGAAUAUAAGAAAUCUGCCGAGGAUACAGGUGGUGAUUAAAUAUCUGACGGUGCAAGGUAUUUUCAUUUUCUUAACAGACAAAGCUGAUUAAAAUGCAUUAAAGAGAGGAAAAAGUUUAUGGGAUGGGGUGGUGGUGGUAGUGGUGGGCGGAUGGUGUCGUUGUCACAGACAAGGUUAGCAACAAGUGAAGAAUUGUAGCUGGGAUAGGAGUGGAGGUGUCGUAUUCUCAGAUAGCGGCACUGGUGCUGACGUUUCUUUAGCAGAGCCAUUGUUAAUUCAACAGGUGAAGACUAUAGGAAAUGUUCAAAAAAAGAAACGAAAAAGAAAUGAAAAUAAGACUAGAGGAAUAAGAUUCAGCAUUGUUUAAACCAUCUGUUUGAUCUGCAGCAUGAUAACUUGCUUCUGAACUUCGGAUGUCGAUUGUUAAAAAUGAAUUAAUUUCCUGAGGCGUUAUCUGCGCGUAGCAGCUGGGAACUGGAUCCCUCUUAAUACAGCAUUAUCUUUAGUUAAACCUACUUAAUGGAGCAUUAUUUAUUAGGGAAUUUUAUUGUAGUUUUUGCAUGAAACACGAUGAGGACUGUCGUAGUUUUCUUCGGCAGGUCCAUUGCAAUUGAGUUACUUAAAACGAUUAUUAUUUAGUAAUA